AGAAACAGCGAGGGAGAGAGAGAGAUAGAAAGAUCGCGAUCGAAAUCGAGAGGCAUGGCAAGCAAGCGACUGAGUCUGAUGCUGGAGGAGCCACUGCACUCCAACGAUGGCGCCAGCAAUCUGGAACAGCGCUCGGCCAAGCGGCACAAGGUAAGCGACGAGUCGCCACUGCAGCGCAUGCUGCAGCGUCAGAUCUCCGGCGGCAACUGCACCGUACACCUCUCGCCGAUCACCGAGCUGGCGCACAAUAUGCGCGACACACAGCUGGAUGGCGGCGGCUGUGGGACGCCCAAGUCGAGCACGCUGCGCAGCUACAGCAGCAUCUCGUCCAGCUACGACUCCAGCAACUCUCUGGAUGACGAAUAUAUGGCCAUGUUUGAGCUGGAGUCAAUGGAGCAGCGGCCGCUGGACAAGCUGCCCGGCGAUCUGGAUGCACUGAUCAGCGGGCAGCUGAAGAGCACCAGCAUGGGCACGGCACGCAAUAGGACCGUGCGCCGUUGCCUCAGCAUGUCCGAGCAACAACUGGAGGAGGAGCAGGAUCAGCAGCAGCACGAUCAGCCGCAGAAGGUGUUAUCUCAGGCCGUGACGCCGGUUAAGACGAGCAACGUUAGCAUGCGCAAAGCCGCCUCCAUGAACGAUGCGGACAUCAUGAACGCCCUGGCCGACGAGCCGGAGCUGAUCGGGGAUCUCAGUAAGCCGUGUGCCCUGCCCGUGCUGCUGCACGGCGUGCGGCAUCGCGAUCUGAAGACCAUCUCGUGCGAGACGCUGGCGCGUCUAAUGCGCGGCGAAUUCGCCGAACUCCAGAAUCACUACCAGAUCAUCGACUGUCGUUAUCCGUACGAAUACGAAGGCGGCCACAUACGUGGCGCCCUCAAUCUCUAUACGCGCGCCCAGAUCAAGGACGCAUUCCCACCGUGCGAUCAGAUCGCUGACCAGCACCGCAUCUACGUCUUCCACUGCGAAUUCUCCUCGGAGCGUGGACCGAAACUGUUGCGCUACUUGCGCAGCAACGAUCGCAACGAGCACACCCACAACUAUCCCACGCUCGACUAUCCCGAGCUGUAUCUGCUGCACAACGGCUACAAGGAGUUCUAUGCCAGCUAUACGGAUCUCUGUGAGCCCUGCGACUAUGUGCCGAUGCUGGCGCCAGCCCACAAUGAGGAGUAUCGUCUGUUUCGGGCCAAGACCAAGUCGUGGCAGUGCGCCGAUAGCGAUGGCGGCGACAGCGGCAUUGGCGGUACAGAUGGUCACUUAUCCUCCUCCUCUUCGUCCUCGAGGCGGGGGCGCACUCUGCACAAAUCACGAUCCCGCCUGCUCUAUGCAGAAGAAUAGAAUACCUGAGGAUAUGGCCAUGAUGGAGCUCAAGCAAACGAUCUAGAAUUUAGAGUGUCAUUCUGUUGCAUUGAUGAUGCGCAGCGUUGCCGGACUGUUUCAACGAUCGAGCCAUUCGCAUAAGAUCUAGUUAGUUUAGAUGUUUAACCCAAAGGACGCAAAUUUGAAGUUUCGUUAAGUUGAUGCGUUUUCCCAUAUAUGUUAAGUGGAAUUUAUGUGAUUGUUUAACUUGAUUUUACGCUUUACAGUUAGCUGUUAACGGUUUACGAUUUACGGUUCUGGUUCAUUGUUAACAGUUCUCAAAUGUUACCCCAAAAAUGUCCUCUAGUCAGUGCAACAAAAUUUAUAUUUUUAAGCUAUUUUCGAUUGUCAUCCCUAUGUAUG
Messenger RNA from Drosophila navojoa, 1716 nucleotides. RefSeq names its product twine (gene twe). The record is from RefSeq and is a predicted model, not a curated record. Lineage: Eukaryota; Metazoa; Arthropoda; Insecta; Diptera; Drosophilidae. Gene Ontology annotation, molecular function: protein tyrosine phosphatase activity. Gene Ontology annotation, cellular component: nucleus; cytoplasm. Gene Ontology annotation, biological process: protein dephosphorylation; positive regulation of G2/MI transition of meiotic cell cycle; G2/M transition of mitotic cell cycle.